Messenger RNA from Coregonus clupeaformis (lake whitefish), 3355 nucleotides. RefSeq names its product FERM domain-containing protein 6-like. The coding region runs from base 355 to 2196 and encodes 613 amino acids. Lineage: Eukaryota; Metazoa; Chordata; Actinopteri; Salmoniformes; Salmonidae. The transcript is spliced from 14 exons. Gene Ontology annotation, biological process: positive regulation of hippo signaling. The record is from RefSeq and is a predicted model, not a curated record. Gene Ontology annotation, cellular component: cytoskeleton; cytoplasmic side of apical plasma membrane.
CUCGACACACGCGUCUCAUCCCCGUUUAUAUUUAAAACUUUAGUCUGCAUUUGCUGACGACAAAUUGGAUGUACUAUAGCGUUUUGAUACAACUUGAUCGGAUUUCUUAUUUUUGAAAAGGAAUUAGGAUUUGUUUUUCACAUGAAAGUGCGUGGCCCUGCACUGUGUUCUGGUACCUCCCAUGUCCUGGCCUGCUAAGCCUGGUGUCUCCUCACUGGGCCUGGGCUAUAGCUGAACCAGGGCUGCUGCUGGUACUACUGCUGCUGGUACUGGUACCACUACUUGUACUUGUGGUGGUGGGUGUCCCAACCCAGGGGCCUGGAGGAGCCCUGUCCACCUCCCAGCCACACGAAGAUGAACAAACUGACCGGCUUCCACAAUAACAAAGCUAUGCAGGACCGCCGCUGUGUCUGUGUCUUUCUCCCCAAUGACGACACGCUUAACGUCAUCGUCAAUGUGAAGACUUUGUGCCAGGAGCUGCUCAUCCAGGUGUGUGACCUGCUCCGACUGAAGGACUGUCACCUGUUUGGACUCAGUGUAAUUCAGAACAAUGAGCACAUCUACAUGGAGCUGGGCCAGAAGCUGUCCAAGUAUUGUCCCAAGGAGUGGAAGAGAGAGGCCAGCAAGGGCAUCGACCAGUUUGGGCCUCCCAUGAUUAUCCACUUCAGGGCUCAGUAUUACGUUGAGAAUGGGAGAUUAAUAAGUGACCGCUCGGCCAGGUACUACUACUACUGGCACCUGAGGAAACAGGUGUUGCUGUCUCAGUGUAUCCAGAGAGAGGAAGCUUACUUUCUGCUGGCAGCCUUUGCCCUCCAAGCCGAUAUGGGCAACUUCAAACGCAACAAACACUUUGGGAAGUACUUUGAACCUGAGGCCUACUUCCCCCCAUGGGUGAUAGCCAAGCGAGGCCGGGACUACAUACUGAGACACAUCCCCAACAUGCACAAAGACCAGUUUGCCCUCACUGCCUCUGAGGCUUAUCUCAAAUACAUCAAGGAGUGUUCCCAGCUGGAUGAUGUCACAGUCCACUACUACAAACUCUAUAAGGACAAAAAGGAAGUGGAGGCUUCUCUGACCUUAGGACUGACCCUGCGUGGAAUCCAAAUAUUCCAGAAUGUGGGGACAGUGAGACAGCUCCUGUAUGAUUUUCCCUGGAGCAACGUGGGCAAACUGGUAUUCGUGGGGAAGAAGUUUGAGAUCCUGCCUGAUGGCCUUCCGUCGGCCCGUAAGCUGAUCUACUACACCGGUUGUCCCCUGCGGUCCCGCCACCUCCUACAGCUGCUCAGUAACAGCCACCGCCUCUACAUGAACCUGCAGCCUGUCCUCAAACAGGUCCGCAGGCUGGAGGAAAACGAAGAGAAGAAGCAGUACCGUGAGUCGUACAUCAGCGAUGCGUUGGAGCUGGAUAUGGACGGGCUGGACAAGCGUUCCCGGGCCAGCGGCAGCAGUGCCGGCAGCACCGUGUCUCACCUCAAACACCUGUCACGCCACUCUACCGCCAGCCACGGCAGCUCACACACCUCGGGCAUCGAGACAGACAGCUUCCGGGCCCCCGGAGGGGCCCCACACCGAGCCCUAAGGACCUGCAGCUCCUCAACGACUAGCCAUGGGAGCUCACACACCUCGGGGGUGGAGAGUGGGGGCAAGGAGCGCAUGCUGGACGAUGAUGAGAUUGAGAUGUUAGUGGACGACCCUAAAGACUAUGAGGAGCUCCAUGAGCUGGCCCUAGAGUUGAAUCAGGACCUGUGCAUCCACAUCACUGAGGACAUGCUGACCAUGUCCCCUGACCAGACCAACGGAUACUCAGGGCUCAUAGUGAAGGAUGUCAGCUCGUCCACCUCCAGUUCCUCUGAGACCGUGGUCAAGAUGAGAGGCCAGAGCAUCGUGUCUCUCCCUCAGACCUCCGUGUGCAGGAAGCCUCAGACGUCGACGGACCGCCACAGCCAAUCCCUUGAUGACGUGCGUCUCUACCAGAAGGGCUGCCUCCAGUGGGCGGAGCUAUGCCAGGACACCGCCCACAGCUACACCUUCGGCUGCGCCCAGGAGCUGAGCGACAGCAGCGGUUACCAGGGCAACCUGGCUGAGCAGUGCGCCGGUAUCCGCGGUGACCAGCUUGACGGCUUCCCAAUCAAGAGAACCAGCAAGUACUUUUCCCUGGACCUGACCAGCGAAGAGGUCCCAGAGUUCGUGGUGUGAUGGACGAACAGGGAAGAUGGGGAUGAGGAGGAAUGGAUGAGGCAGAAAGGGUGACCUCAAGACCCCUGCUCCUCUGCCUCCACAUCUCAGAAUUGGAGGUGCCUCAGGAAACCGAAUGGGACGAGAGAAGAGGGUUGGAGGUUUGGAGAGGUGAUACUUGGUUGUCUAUCUGUUGCCCUAACCUAUCAGUCAUAACCUGUGUCAGCCAUAACCUGUCAGCACCAGACUGGGAAGAGUCAGAUGGAGGAUAAAAUCCCUACAUCCACCAGACUGACAUCACCAGUCAAUAUAACCAUGUAACCACCUGAGACGACAUACAUAACACACUACAGAGACAAAUAACUGACAUUGAAAGCCCUUUGAGGUAUUUUUUGCCAAAACGGGAAUAAAACAAAAAAAAGGAUAAACCUUUGCUGGGUUUCAAGAAAACCUGUCUGCGUCUUUUAAAUCGGACCGAUGCUGGUUGGGGAUGGAGAGUAAAAGGAAAAGUAAGGGAAGGUCAAGAAAUAUCUCACCAUCACCUUUUUAUUCAAACUGUCUGCAUUUCCAAAGCAUGUACUCUCUACAGAAUGGUUUUUGGAUCUGAAUCUUGGGCAUGCGAAGCUAAAUAAUACUUCAGUCUCACAGAAAACAAAAACAAACAUUCUGAUGUUAACACACUUACGUGUGCCUAGUAUGACUUUACUAAUGCAGUGCAAACAAAUUAACAAACACACACACAGCCUACAUAUCAAAAUGUUCUGCCAUGGAGAGUAGAUGUGUCAACAGUUCCCCUGUAGAGUUGUCUCCUAGUGUAGUGACUAGACUGAUAUUAUGAACAAACCCAAUGUGCCUUCAUCACCUAUGCAGGUCUUGAACCACAACCUUGCCUUGACAAUCAGUCACAGCUUCUCGCUAAGCAACACAACACGCCCAGAUGAGUCAAAGAGAUCAGUUUUAAGUCAUAAGGUCAAUUUUAAGCUCUUCAUCUGUAACUUUAUUCUUGGUCAGCAGUACAUUGUUAUUUAAAGGCCCAGUGCAGUCAAAAACUAGAUUUUUUUCCCCUAGUUUUUCUAUACAUUGCCACACUAUGAUGAUGGAACAAUACUGUGAAAAUGAUGAUAAUUCCCUUUUAGUGUAAGCUGUUUGAAAAGACUGCCUGAUAUUUUAGCCUGUUUUG